UCCUUCUGUUGAGGUGUGGAUUCUGAGAGCUCUGUUAUUGCUGUCUGUUCAGGUUUCGGAGACGUGGGUGAUGCAGUUUGGGAUCCAAUCUCUCUACGCAAGUUUAGUUGAAGAUUUCUAGAAUUGGGUGCGUAGGAACUUGAAGCAUUGGUCAAGUUUUUGGGGGUUUGAACCUGCUCUUUCUGUCUCUUGUGGCUGUGUAUAGUGGUUUGGAGUGGUUUGAAGAAUUCUGCGAUGGCGGUGGUGGCGUGUAGCCCUUGUCACUGCACUCCCAUGACCUUGAAGUCAUCCGACUUGAGCUCAUUGUCAUCGCCUUUGCCUUCGACUCUUCACAUUUUGGACUUAACAUCAAGAAGCGCCAGAGGGAAAAGUCAGCACAGGGUUUACUCUCCCACAUUCGAGUUGCGGACACCGCAAGCGCUGGGAUCUCCUCCAGGGUUUGAAGAAAGUGAAAGGAUUGGCGGUGCAAGACGAGCGGCGCUGUUUGGGCUGGAGACGCAAAUGCGUCAGAUGCUGGGCCGGACUCAUGCCCUUGGAUCCCUCCCCGAUCUGGACAUGUUCAAUGAUCCGAGGUCUUUCGAGGAAGACUUCAGGAAAACGGGAUUGUCAACCAUGAGCUCAAAGAAUCCAGGUUACUCCUACCGUUGGCGCAGAGUGCUGUUGAAAGUCAGCGGGGAGGCUCUUUCAGGGGAUGGCACCCAAAACAUAGAUCCCAAGGUCACAAUGGCAAUUGCUCGAGAAGUAGCAGCCAUAACACGAUUGGGUGUGGAGGUAGCUAUUGUUGUAGGAGGUGGUAAUUUCUUCCGAGGAGCAAGCUGGGUUGGUGCCAGUGGACUUGAUCGUGCAUCAGCCGACCAGAUAGGCAUGAUGGCCACUGUUAUGAACGCUAUAUUUCUUCAGGCCUCAAUGGAAAGUAUUGGCGUGCCCACACGUGUGCAGACUGCCUUCAGAAUGAAUGAGGUUGCAGAGCCCUAUAUACGCAGGAGAGCCAUUCGUCAUUUGGAAAAGGGCAGAGUUGUCAUCUUCGGUGCUGGCACAGGCAACCCAUUCUUCACUACAGAUACCGCAGCUGCCCUUCGAGCUGCUGAAAUUGGUGCAGAGGUGGUGCUGAAAGCAACAAACGUGGACGGUGUGUAUGAUUGUGAUCCAAGGAAGAACAAAGACGCUACUUUGCUAAAGCAUGUCUCAUACCGGGAAGUUGCUAUUAAAGGUCUCUCAGUCAUGGACAUCACGGCCAUCACUCUCUGUCAAGAGAACUGCAUUCCUGUGGUUGUGUUCAAUUUGAGCAAGGCAGGCAACAUCUCAAAAGCUCUAAGUGGAGAGAGAAUUGGGACGUUGAUUGAUGUUGGCAUGGGAAAUCAAAUGAUAUAGGCAGUUUUUCUUGCAAACAAGGACUGUGUUGCCAGGAAUCUGGCCAAGUUAUUAUUUGGAUCUCUUUCAGAAAUUUGUUCAUAUUCAUUUUUGUACCCUUCUUUGUGAUAUCUGGGUACCCAUCCCAAUCUUAAUACAAAUUCAUAUUGAUGUCAAACAUUGUGACAAGGUUUGCAUCUAUUUCUUAUCUUUAAA
This is a messenger RNA of Physcomitrium patens, 1566 nucleotides long. RefSeq lists its product as uncharacterized. The record is from RefSeq and is a predicted model, not a curated record. Gene Ontology annotation, molecular function: UMP kinase activity. Gene Ontology annotation, cellular component: cytoplasm. Gene Ontology annotation, biological process: UDP biosynthetic process. NCBI's taxonomy places the organism in Eukaryota, Viridiplantae, Streptophyta, Bryopsida, Funariales, Funariaceae.